Molecule: messenger RNA, 627 nt
Organism: Eucalyptus grandis
Lineage: Eukaryota; Viridiplantae; Streptophyta; Magnoliopsida; Myrtales; Myrtaceae
Product: protein NDR1
Exons: 1
Coding region: 1-627 (208 amino acids)
Biological process (GO): defense response to other organism
Source: RefSeq, a predicted model, not a curated record
AUGUCAUCGCCUUGUCCUAAUUUUACCGACGAAAUCUUCACUUCCGAGGCAAGGAGCUUCUAUGUAUGGCUGCUUCAAAUCUUCUCUCUCUUGGCCAUCGUUGCAUUUUGCAUAUGGUUAAGCCUACGUCCCAAUCAGCCUUCCUUCGCGGUGGUGGACCUCUCCGUUCCGACCUUGAACAACAUUCAGAACGGCUCGAGUUCGUUGACGUACGAGCUUGAGAUUCAGAAUUCGAACAAGGACUCUGGGGUCUACUAUGACGACAUUCUCAUGACGUUCUUUUUCGGGCAAGAUCCAGUCGCCGACGAUGUGAUAUCUUCGUUCUACCAAGGGAAGGACAAGACUCAUCACGUGAGACAAGACGCGAAGGCGAAAAAUACGCAGAUUUGGAAAGGCGUUGCUCGUGCGGUGGCGAACGCGACGGCCCAGUUGAAGGUGAGUCUAGCGACUCAGGUUCGAUAUAAAACGUGGGGUAAGAAGAGCAAACAUCAUGGGAUGAACUUAGAAGGCGUUGUACCCGUUGGUUCUGAUGGGAAAAUUUCAGGCAAGAAGAAGAAGAAGAAAAUUAAGCUACAUCAUGCUUCUGGCAAGAGGAAAGCGUUCAAGAAGCAUCACUUUAAAGUUUGA